CAUUUUCGGGACUGCCCAGCGCUGGGGGCGCGGUCUGAAUAAUACGGAGCUAAAUAACUCAUUUAAACCGCCUCGGUGAUCUUUCUUUACCCAAAUCUCUACCGGCGUGUCCUGGGUACAGACCUCGGUUUCAGCACUUUGCGGUUCCGCCCCCCUUCGAAGAUGAUUCGUAGGAAAGAUGCGCCGGUCUGAACGUUCCAUUGACCUUCGGAUCUUCCCGGCAGCAGCACCUAGGCACCGCGACGCGCCGUCGCCGCUACGGGAGCUACUCGGCUCCCGUCGCAGAUCUCUCCUCUAACGCAGGUGCUCUAAUUGCGCUCGAAUCAUCUUUGAUUUUUCCUCCCAAUCAAUCAAGAGCGAGGCAGAUGCGCCUGGCUCCGUCACCCCGGCUAGUACCAUGGUGGAGUUUCCAUCCCUCAGUCCUUACUGGCCUCUCCUCCGCUUUCUGGUGCCUUUGGCGAUUACCAAUGUCGCCAUCGACCUCGGGGAACAGGCUCUCAACAGGGGCAUAGCCACCGUCAAGGAGGACACGGUGGAAAUGCUGGCCAGCUAUGGCUUGGCCUACUCCCUGAUGAAGUUUUUCACUGGUCCCAUGAGUGAUUUCAAGAAUGUGGGCUUGGUGUUUGUCAACAGCAAGCGGGAUCGGAGGAAGGCAGUGCUGUGCAUGUUGGCAGCCGGGGUCAUCGCGUUUGUCCUCCAUAUCUUGAUAGCUUACACAGAUUUAGGAUACUAUAUUAUUAAUAAGCUCCACCAAGUGGAUGAGUCGGUUGGGUACAAGACAAGAAGGGCGUUCCUAUUCCUGGCUGCUUUCCCGUUGUUGGAUGCAAUGGCAUGGAUUCAUGCUGGGAUUCUUCUCAAGCACAAGUACAGUGUCAUUGUAGGCACUGCUUCCAUCUCUGAUGUUGUGGUCCAGAUUGUGUUUGUGGCCAUUCUGCUGCAGAGUAAUCUGGAAUGCGUGGAGCCUCUGCUCAUCCCGAUCCUCUCCCUGUACAUGGGUGCCUUGGUCCGGUUCUGCAUCGUCGGGAUCGCCUACUACUGCAACAUUCACGACAACAUCCCAGAAUCCAGCGGGCUUGAUGUGGGGGGUGAUGCCACCAUCAAAAAGAUGCUGAGUUUCUGGUGGCCCCUGGCCCUCAUCCUGGCCACUCAGCGCAUCAGCCGACCCAUCGUCAACCUGUUUGUGUCCCGCGACCUGAAGGGAUCCAGCGACGCUACAGAGGCCGUCGCCGUGCUCACAGCUACAUACCCCGUAGGUCACAUGCCCUACGGCUGGCUGACUGAACUCAGAGCCGUUUACCCAGCCUUUGACAAGAACAAUCCCAGCAACAAGCUGAAUAUCGGCAGCCCGGUGAACAAGUCCCACAUUAAGAAGUUUACGUUCUGCUGCCUGGCUCUGUCUCUCACGCUUUGCUUCGCCGUGUUCUGGAGUCCCCACGUGUCGGAGAAGAUCCUGGUGGACGUGAUCGGAGUGGAGUACGCGUUUGCGGAGCUAUGUGUGGCCCCACUCAGGAUCUUCUCCUUCUUUCCGCUGCCGGUGACUGUUCGUGCUCACCUGACGGGAUGGCUCAUGACCCUGAAGAAGACGUUUGUUCUAGCGCCCAGCUCGGUUCUGCGGAUCAUCGUCCUCAUCAUCAGUCUGGUCGUGCUGCCUUAUAUGGGGGUUCACGGAGCUACACUCGGAGUUGGGUCCCUCCUAGCUGGGUUUGUUGGGGAGUCUGCAAUGGUUGCCGUAGCAGCCUGCUAUGUUUAUCGCCAACAGAAAAACAGCGAGCUGUCCAACGAGCUGGUGGUGGAGGGAGAGGACUCUGCCCCGAUGGGCGAGGGUUUCACCAGGAACCCGAUGGACGCCAUCGAGGAGGAAGAGGAGGAGCAGGAGUGAGCUGUGAGGAGGGAGACUUCAGCGUGGAGGUUUUUCUGAAGAAGAGUCCAGGACUGGAGCUGGGUUUGGGUUCGGAAGUCCUUCAUGCUGUAAAAACGCACACUGUACAGAAAGCCAUGCACCUUGGAUUGUUCAGUGUAAAUAUCGUCUUCAUCACAUCAGUGGCUGUACCUCCAGGUCUCUUCUAUUUACUGGUGAACGAGGGAAAUCCUCUUCCUCAGCAGCUAAAACGAGUCGACUCGUAGCAGAG
Messenger RNA from Nothobranchius furzeri (turquoise killifish), 2129 nucleotides. It is a transcript of the gene ankha, whose product is annotated as ANKH inorganic pyrophosphate transport regulator a. The record is from RefSeq and is a predicted model, not a curated record. Gene Ontology annotation, cellular component: plasma membrane. NCBI's taxonomy places the organism in Eukaryota, Metazoa, Chordata, Actinopteri, Cyprinodontiformes, Nothobranchiidae. Gene Ontology annotation, biological process: phosphate ion transmembrane transport. Gene Ontology annotation, molecular function: phosphate transmembrane transporter activity.